Messenger RNA from Zootoca vivipara (common lizard), 3141 nucleotides. It is a transcript of the gene SPN, whose product is annotated as sialophorin. Lineage: Eukaryota; Metazoa; Chordata; Lepidosauria; Squamata; Lacertidae. Gene Ontology annotation, cellular component: external side of plasma membrane. The record is from RefSeq and is a predicted model, not a curated record. Gene Ontology annotation, biological process: type II interferon production; regulation of T cell migration; regulation of T cell activation. Gene Ontology annotation, molecular function: heat shock protein binding; transmembrane signaling receptor activity.
CUUACUGGAGAGUAUUUCUCCACCGCCACCUCCUUCUCGGUUUCAUUCACUCCUUCCUGCCUGGCCAAGCAGAAAAUUGGCGAGGCAAAGGCAAAGCUGAGGCCUGCCCCACAAGAACCUUCCCUCAAAAGGUUGCUGUUCCGUGUUGCUCCGCUACAUAUCACUAGCCAAGCAGGCCCUGCCCUCUUGAGUUCUGCCACCAUGGAAACGCGAUCCCUUCUCAGGCAAAUAAUUGGCUACGGCAUGCCCUUUGGCAUCCUUAUUCUUUUGACCGUGGCUGCACAGGUUGAUGGGCAAGUUUCUGCUACUUCAAACACACGGCCUGUGGGGAGCACCUCCUUUACCCCCACGCCAGGUCUCACAUCUGAAAGGGUGAGCACAGAGCUUGCAACCUCACCCUCUCCAGCCAAGCCUUCUGCUCUCCCCUUGUCUCAGUCCACUGCUGCAGCUAAAAAAACGUCUCUAAAAGCAACCACUGCAGAGGCUACUCUCCAAGAUAGCAGCACAGAUGAAGAUGACCAUAGAUCAAGCAUCCAUCCCUCUACCACAGAAACAGCUGUUGUGGGACAAAAAAUUGCAGUCAGCCCUACCACAGAAGCAGCUGUUGUGGGACAAAAAAUUGCGACCAGCCCUACCACAGAAGCAGCUGUUGUGGGACAAAAAUUUGCGACCAGCCCUACCACAGAAGCAGCUGUUGUGGGACAAAAAUUUGCGACCAGCCCUACCAUGGAAGCAGCUGUUGUGGGACAAAAAUCUGGUACAACCAGUGGCAUGGCGAACCCUCUCAAUACAACAACAGCCCCUCUCAAGACGUCCGUUGGAAGUUCACUCGGCCUCAAACCAAGGUCAAAUUCAAAACAGACUACCAAGGGUGAAGCACGUCCAAGUCCGACACCAAAACAAGAUGUGUUAGAUGACACCAAAACGACUGACAACCGCACCCUUCGGCCUGCUCAGCGGCCCCCAACCACGACAGCUGUCCCCCAAACACCAGGCACUGCCCGUGUCCCAAGAGCAAGCCCUGAGGAGAAGAAGAACCACACUGGAAUAAUUGUGGCCGCUGUCCUCUGUGCCCUUCUGCUCCUGAUCGUCUUGAUUGCUGUCCUCCUUUGCAGGCGAAGGCGCCGCUCUGGCUCAACCAGCUUCAAUGAAAGGUGGGCAGGACAGGCAGCGCUGCCAGACGACUUGGCCUUGGACCGGGAUGUCGAGCAAGGGGCAGCGCCUGCAAAGGAGGAGGAGACCAAGCGCAACACACUCAUCACGUUCUCCGGCAAGCGUCAGUCGAGGGUGCCUUCAGUAGCCAUGGAGGAAAUAGGCGAGAAAGGAGAGAGAGAGGAGAACCAGAAACUGCUUUGUAGAGAUGCUGGCGGAGGCUCCAGCCCAGAGGCUUCUGGGCAGGCAAAUGGUAAACUCCCAGAAUCCACCAUGCAGUCCUCUCAGGAGAUCGUGUUAUCUCCACCCCCAGCUAACCAGGAGUAGCCUCUUCCGCAAUGACCAAUGGAGGACACACUUCUUACUGUAUGCCCCUUUCUACCCCCCUUCAAGUAGAUUAGGACACUCCAUUGGCCCUCUCCCCGGUCCGUUAGGAGCUGGUGGAAGGGCAGAGGAGCCCAAGAGAGAAACGCUUGCAUCACCAGUGUUUCCGACCACAUCCUUUUUCCUGUUUGUAUGGUAUCUGCAAGGUAGAGACAGUGAUCUUAAACCAGGAGUCCUGGUUUCCCAGCCACCUUUGCCUUAGUCUCACCAAACCUCUUUUUCCUUCUAGAAGACAAGGGGUUUGAGCUGUUGCUUUUUCGCAGCUUGGUGUGGUUGUGCAGGUGGAAAAUCCAGGGCUACAAAGAGGAGGGAGGUUGUGCUGGAGAAACAAGGGCCUUCUAUUUGUAGCAGAAAGUCUUGGUCGCCAUUUUCAGAAAGAGGGUAAAUUGACGACGUCAAAUUUGCUGCAAUUUUCCACCACGUCGAAAAUAGUUGUGGGCGAUGAGCCCUAUUAUCAGAACCAGUUUGCGGGGGACUUUUAGCGCAGAAGUGCGAAUAGGCUAACCAGAUAUCCCAACCCUAUUCUUUAAAUCUAUAUAGGCCAGUGGACAUAUGGACACUCUUCUUAUUUACCGUAAUUCAGGUAUCAUCCCAAAUCUUUCCAACCAGACAGCUUACUGCUUUGUAUCAUAUCAAAAGUACAUCUUUUCAAGCAGCCAGUGAACGAACCCUUAUUAGCCAAUUCUCCAGGAUCUGUUCCAGGGUAAGCAGAGUAUAGAUGCUUGUAAUUUAAAGUAGACCACAGAUAGGAGGAGUGUAGCCAGACUGAUGGGCAAUAUUUAUUUCUGGAUAACCAUUACAGUUAAGUGGGUUUACAACAUUACAGAUUGUUGCCUCUUUGGACCAAUUAUCAAGGCAUUGGAGAGAGUUCUCCGUGAUUUAUUUAACCAGGAGUUGAGGAUUCUAACUCAUUUGGAGUGUGAGGCAACAAUUUCCUGAGAGGUAGCAGCAAAAACAACAAAGAGGCUUAAGGCACCAUAGAGACAAAUGAAUUAAUAACUUGAAUCCUCUUUAUCUGAUGAAGUGGCUUCUAAUCCACAAAUACUUAUGCCACAUACAAAAUUUGUUUGCCUAAGAUGAAAGAAGCUACACUGUUGUUUUGGCUGAGAUAAUAUGUGGUAAUCAUCUCAUACUUAUUAGUACCAAAUUGUUAACGAUACUUUUGUGAAUAGGCACUUAGGGAAACCAAACCAAAGAAUCUCCAAAAGUUUUUUAUUGCUUUUCUGAAAGCCAGUGUUAGGGCACCACCACAAGACAGAUGCUUUAAAAUCCUCACAGAAUUACAGGUUCCAAAGUUCAUUGGAGGAGAAAACAUGGCAAUUAUCCCGGUUUUGCUCCAAUUUAAAUUUCUGCUGCAGGUCAUAAUCUGCAACAGUGUUCGCCCGCACAAGCCCCAAUGAAAUAAAUAGGAAGAGCUGUGCAAGAGGCCAUCUGCCAUUUUCCCAACUUGGCUCUCCUCCAUUCACCCUCUUGAUAACCCUGUGUAGUGUUCACUUUAUAUUCAAUUGCUGUUUGCAUCAAUUUGUUGUGUUUCCCCCCACAGAUUUAUUUUGUGUGUGUUGCCAUAUCAAAAUAUAUCAAUAAAGAAGUUUUACUUUGGUUUAA